Lobosporangium transversale is the source of this 588-nucleotide messenger RNA. RefSeq lists its product as hypothetical. The transcript is spliced from 2 exons. The record is from RefSeq and is a predicted model, not a curated record. NCBI's taxonomy places the organism in Eukaryota, Fungi, Mortierellomycota, Mortierellomycetes, Mortierellales, Mortierellaceae. Bases 143 to 454 code for a protein of 103 amino acids.
AAUAUAAAGAAAUAUAGCAAGGGACUUGAAUACAGGACCAGCAAAAAAAAUCAAUCAUCCACUAGACAAUUACUGAAACCAUUUUACAGAAAAGAAAAAAAGAAAAACGAAUAGCGUAAUAAUAUAAUAUUAUAACAUAAUAAUGAGCAACGGACACGGCAACUUCGAGCCGGGUGGAAUGGCCAUGAUGAGUCCACCUGACCAGAAUGCAUUGCGCAACGAGCAAUACCAGGAACAUCAACGCAAGCUUCAAGAGAAAUAUGAACUCCAGUACAAACAACAAAUGGAGCUUGCACAAACAAGUACUCAUCCACAUGAUCCAGCUCCAAAUGAGGGCAACCAACCUUACUAUACCUCUCAAGGACAGCUCGUCAUUCCAACCCCUAGUUCAUGUUAUCAGGCAAGACCACAAUAUGGCCUUGCUGACUUUGAGCUUCUUGAAACGCUUGACUAGAUUCUAUCGCCAUCUGUUGUUUGUUACAAUUCCAGGAGCGGAGACACAGAAUUGAUGGAUGAGAGACAAAUCCCGUCAUUAUCAACAAUAUCCAAAACCUUAAAAACAGCGUUUGGCAGACAUAUAAACACUGA